Messenger RNA from Candidozyma duobushaemuli, 1545 nucleotides. RefSeq lists its product as uncharacterized. Bases 1 to 1545 code for a protein of 514 amino acids. Gene Ontology annotation, biological process: ribosomal large subunit assembly. The transcript has a single exon. The record is from RefSeq and is a predicted model, not a curated record. Lineage: Eukaryota; Fungi; Ascomycota; Pichiomycetes; Serinales; Metschnikowiaceae. Gene Ontology annotation, molecular function: protein binding. Gene Ontology annotation, cellular component: nucleolus.
AUGGCGACAUUAGUACCGCCACCAUCUAAGAAACAAAAAAGACUUCUCCAAGAAAAUCAUGAAUCCAGGGUGAUUCCUGAUGAUCUCCCAAAUGUUCUUAUCAGGUUUCAGGCCGCUGACAGUGGAGAGGGUGUUGGAGGAUCUGUGCGUGUGCCCGGCGGUAUAACAGAGAAACAGUUGGAGGAGUUAUUGAAUAAUCUUCAGGGCUCAUCCUCGGAACCCGUGCCAUAUUCUUUUGCAUUGUUGAAAAAUGAAGAAAACGAACUCCUCGAUAUCAAAGAUGACCUUUACCACUCGGUGUUGAAGCCGGGCAUCAAGACCACUGAGGAUUUUUUGACUAUUGUCUACGCCCCUAGGGCUGUUUUCAAAGUUCGGCCAGUCACAAGAUCCAGUGCAGCUAUUGCUGGCCAUGGCUCAACCAUCCUCUGUUGUCUGUUUGCACCAAAUGAUUCUGGUCGUAUGUGCUCGGGAGCCGGUGAUUCAACGGCAAGAAUAUGGGACUGUUUCACAUCCACUCCUUUCAAGACUCUUACAGGCCAUACCAGCUGGGUAUUGUGUGUGGCGUAUUCUCCUUGUGGAUCAAUGAUAGCUACUGGCUCUAUGGAUAACACAAUAAGGCUUUGGAAUGCUGAGACAGGAGACGCAAUUGGAAAACCCUUGGUGAGUCAUCUGAAAUGGAUCUCGAGUAUUGCCUGGGAACCUUUACAUUUGGUGAAAGACGGCGAGAAACCAAGACUCGUGUCUGGAUCAAAGGAUGGAACUGUGAAACUCUGGGACACCUCUAGAAGAAUCUGUCUUCUUACGCUUAGUGGCCAUACAAACUCCGUAUCAUGCGUUAAGUGGUCCGGGUCGAAUAUAGUUUACAGUGCUUCCCACGACAAAAGCAUAAAGGUAUGGGAUAUCUCUGCUGGGGGAAAAUGCAUUCAGACGCUUAAGAGUCAUGCACACUGGGUGAAUCAUUUAUCAGUAUCCACCGACUAUGUUAUUCGCAAAGGCGGAUUUGAUCAUACUUCCACAAAAGGUAGUUCAAAGUCCCUUUCAGCUUCUGAAAUGAAGAAAAGGGCAAAGGAGGCAUUUGAAAAGGUCGCACAAGUCGGUGGUUCAACAAGCGAACGUCUUGUCACUGCCAGUGAUGACUUUACCAUGUAUUUCUGGGAGCCACUCAAGUCAAGCAAGCCGGUUUGCAGAAUGACCGGUCACCAAAAGUUGGUGAACCACGUUUCUUUCUCCCCAGAUGGAAGACACGUUGUUUCCGCAUCUUUUGACAAUUCCAUCAAGCUUUGGGAUGGUUUAAGCGGUAAAUUUUUGGGAACUUUAAGAGGUCAUGUUGCAGCAGUCUACCAAACCGCCUGGUCUGCUGAUUGCAGGCUCUUAGUAAGCUGCUCGAAAGACACAACACUCAAAGUUUGGGAUAUAAAAACGCAAAAGCUACUUACUGAUCUUCCGGGUCAUUCAGACGAAGUCUACUGUGUCGAUUGGAGUUUGGACGGUAAGAAGGUGUCUUCUGGUGGAAAGGACAAGAUGAUUAGAAUUUGGUCUAGUUGA